UUUUGUCGUUUGUCUCUUCUAUCUCAUCGCAUUUCUCUGAUUUUGAUCUAUCCCCGUCCCCUUCUUGCUAUCUCAAUUUUGAUUCUGGUUUAACCGAAAGUUGACCUAAUUCUAAGUUUCCAUUUUAUUUCAUUGACCCAAAUCAAUAGUAGACAGAGAGAGAGAGAGAAAAAGAGAAACAAAGGCGAGAAGGGGCUUUGCGGAAGAAGGGGAGAGAUGGGUAAUUCGUUCGGAUGCUCGGCGUCGGGCGAGAGAUUGGUCUCGGCGGCCAGAGAUGGCGAUCUCGUGGAAGCAAAGAUGCUGCUUGAUUGCAACCCUUAUUUCGCAAAGUACUCUACCUUCGGUGGCCUCAACUCUCCUCUGCACUUUGCCGCCGCUAAAGGGCACAAUGAGAUUGUUGCUUUAUUGCUGGAGAAUGGAGCCGAUGUGAAUUCAAGAAAUUAUUGUGGGCAGACGGCACUGAUGCAAGCCUGCAUAUAUGGUCAUUGGGAAGUUGUGCAAACUCUCCUCCUUUUUAAAUGCAAUGUUACAAGACCUGAUUACCUCAGUGGAAGGACAGCUCUUCAUUUUGCUGCAGUGAAUGGGCAUGUUAGGUGUAUGAGGCUUGUUUUGGCCGAUUUCACUCCAAGCACGCCCUUUGUUUCCAUAAAUUCAAAUUAUGAAAGCAGAGAUGAUACCAUUGUGAUGGGCAACCACAGCGCAUUGUCAAAGUUUGUGAACAGAAGUGCUGACGGUGGGAUUACUGCUCUCCAUAUGGCUGCAUUAAAUGGAUAUUUUGACUGUGUUCAGCUCCUACUUGAUCUUCAUGCAAAUGUAUUGGCAGCAACAUUUCCAUAUGGAUCAUCCGUGGACUUGAUCGGCUCUGGAAGUACCCCUUUGCAUUAUGCUGCCCGUGGAGGAAAUUUGAAAUGUUGUCAGAUCCUCCUAGCAAAAGGUGCCAGUAGAUCCACCGUAAACAGCAGCGGGUCCCUCCCAGUUGAUGUAGCGAAGAUGUGGGGCCGCCAUUGGCUUGAACCAUUGCUAGACCCGAAUACUAUCCCAGCAGUCCCAGUGUUUCCUCCUUCCAAUUAUUUGGCCUUGCCUCUUAUGAGUGUGUUGAACAUAGCAAGAGACUAUGGUUUGAAUUGUUCUACCAAUUGUUCUGAUGAAGCUGAUAUAUGUUCUGUUUGCUUAGAGAGGAUAUGCACAGUGGCUGCAGAAGGAUGUGGGCAUAAGCUUUGCGUGAGAUGUGCUCUCUAUCUGUGUUCGACAAGCAGCAUCGUCCCAUCCGAAUCGCGGGGCCCACCGGGGUCCAUCCCAUGUCCUCUGUGUCGUCGUGGCAUUGUAUCUUUCAAGAAGUUGCCCGGUUCUCCAGCCAAGGAGGUUCCUAUGUCUCUUAGCCUCUGUAACCCAUGCAUGGUUAAUAAUAAUAAUAAUAUAUCAGAAGCCAAUGCCUCAACAAACCGGUUUAGAAAACAACGGGUAGCUUCAGUUUCUCCUGAUAUUUUCUGCCCGGUUACAUGCAGCCCGUUUCCUUCUGUUUCUGUACCCAUGUGCACUUGCAGUGAUGCUCCAUUCCUCUCUUGCGAAAGGCAUGAAGUUGAAAUGAGUGAUGAAUCGUCUCAAAGAUCAGAACCUGCCAGAAUGAAUGAUGAGGUUCACCAAGGUGGGAUGAGGUUAGACAAAGUCAGCUGUACCAAUAUGUUUUGGGGCAGAAGAAGUUGCAGCAGAGAGCAUCAGUGCAAUGCAGAAAUAAGUGCUUAACCAUGACUAGCUCUUUUGUUUUUUUUUUUCCUUCCUUUUUUUGGUUGGAGAAAUCGCAGAGUUGUGGGUAAUUUGUUUCUUAUUUCAUCAAUAUAUAAUAAUAUAUUUCUAUAUAUAUAUAUAUCUAGUAAAGAAGUUGUGAUGGUGUUGAGCUAUAAAUUGGUUGUAAAUGGUGAUGGGUAUCAAAUCAUACAUUGGUUUUUAAUUUUUUUAGAUGAACUUGUGUUUGGAU
Molecule: messenger RNA, 1975 nt
Organism: Impatiens glandulifera
Lineage: Eukaryota; Viridiplantae; Streptophyta; Magnoliopsida; Ericales; Balsaminaceae
Product: E3 ubiquitin-protein ligase XBAT33-like
Exons: 10
Coding region: 217-1743 (508 amino acids)
Biological process (GO): protein targeting to chloroplast
Cellular component (GO): chloroplast outer membrane
Molecular function (GO): chloroplast targeting sequence receptor activity; protein binding
Source: RefSeq, a predicted model, not a curated record